AUGUCUCCUUCCUUGUCUACAGCAUCACCAUGUUCAGAAGCAACUCUUUAUUAUUAUGGAUUGAGUGCAGAAUAUCAAGAUCAAUAUGAAUAUCUUGGAAGCAUGAAGAAGUAUAAUCUAGAGAUGCAAUGUCCGAAACUAAAGCCCAAUGAUGUGUUAAAUUUUCAUAUCAAUGUUGUUUCUCAUUCGGUUGAUUCUAAUUCGGUUCCACGCCUUAACACAUUACUCCACAAUUUUCAACAUGUGAGUUGCAAGAGGUUUUUCCAACAAGGUGAGGAUUGGAUUCAAUCUAUCUUGUUUCAUCCAGAUUUCUCAUGUGAAUCACUUGAAGGACUAACAAAGAGGAUCGUGCAUGAAGUUCAUGAACUGUUCGAUUUCGAUCAAGUGGCUGAUGGAGUUGGAGCUUCUGUUUCUCAUCGAUUCACUCUGUAUCUCAGAAUUGUUCUUCAGAAAUAA
This is a messenger RNA of Lathyrus sativus (Indian pea), 456 nucleotides long. Lineage: Eukaryota; Viridiplantae; Streptophyta; Magnoliopsida; Fabales; Fabaceae. The record is from the annotation of a GenBank genome assembly.